AUGUUCUCCCGUGCUGUUCGUCCGGCUGUGAGGGCUGGUAGCGUUGCGGUCUCCCGCACUGCCCCUCCCAAUGCCGCCAACUUCGCGACUCUGCGUGAAAUCGAGGGCCGUCUGAAGUCCAUCAAGAACAUCGAGAAGAUCACCAACACCAUGAAGGUCAUCGCCUCCACCCGCCUUACCCGCGCCCAGAAGGCCAUGGAGGACUCUCGCGCCUACGGUCAGACCUCCAACACCGUUUUCGAGAAUGCCGAGACCAAGGCCGUCGCCGACAAGAAGACUCUGCUCGUUGUCGCCAGUUCCGACAAGGGUCUUUGCGGUGGUAUCCACUCGGGUCUUAGCAAGGCCACUCGCCGUAUCGUCCAGGAGUACCCCGAUGCCGACAUCGUUGUUCUGGGUGAGAAGGCCAAGGCUCAGCUGUCUCGUACCAACGCCAACGCCAUCGUCCUGAGCUUCGCCAACGUCUGCAAGGACAUUCCCACCUUCAACGAUGCCCAGGCCAUCGCCGACCAGAUCGCCCUGCUGCCCACCGACUACGCCAGCGUUAAGAUCAUCUACAACAAGUUCCUUAACGCCCAGUCCUAUGAGGCCGGCACCGUUGAGGCUUACUCCGAGGAGGCCAUCACCCAGUCCCCCAACCUCUCCACCUUCGAGACCGAUGACGGAACUCUGGCCCACCUCCGCGAAUACGCCCUUGCCAACAACCUGUACUGGGCUCUGGCUGAGGGACACGCUUGCGAAAUCUCGAACGCCUCCAAGAACGCUGGUGAGAUGAUCAACAAGUUCCAGAUCUUGUACAACCGUCAGCGUCAAGCCGCCAUUACCGGUGAACUGGUUGAAAUUAUCACUGGUGCCACCGCCAGUGCGGACAUGUAA
Messenger RNA from Aspergillus sclerotioniger CBS 115572, 873 nucleotides. RefSeq names its product F1F0 ATP synthase subunit gamma. Bases 1 to 873 code for a protein of 290 amino acids. The transcript has 5 exons. NCBI's taxonomy places the organism in Eukaryota, Fungi, Ascomycota, Eurotiomycetes, Eurotiales, Aspergillaceae. Gene Ontology annotation, molecular function: proton-transporting ATP synthase activity, rotational mechanism. Gene Ontology annotation, biological process: proton motive force-driven ATP synthesis. The record is from RefSeq and is a predicted model, not a curated record.